CUUGCCACUCCUGUGGCUUCGGGUAACACACCUCAGCACGCGAAGGAACCUUGGAUUAACCCCCAGAAAAGAGGACAUCCGAAUGAAGAUCCCUUUACAUCUGAUGUAUUUCUGGAUAUACAUUAUCACUACAAGUUGCUGAAAUUUAUAAUUGUGUUAUAUAGUUUUGACUUUUUCUAUGCUUAUCAUUAUUUUCAAAAACUAAACUCGUAUGAAAUGGCGCUUCCGAAUUGCGCGAUUACGGAAUGCUAGCUGCCUGGAUGGGUCCUGCUGGGAAUCAAGUACAAAGCGCAUAAAAUCGUGAGAAUUCAGCAAUAUGUCAAAGUCUUCGGAUCAGUUUGAUGACCCAGACUGUGUUUGUUCCUUCGGUAUGAAGUUAACAUGGGAUAUCAACGACCCAAAGCUGCCUCAGGACACAAAACAGUAUGACUCAUUCCAGGAGUGGACGGAUGGAUAUGUUCGUUACAUCUACAACGGCGAGGACAAGAACGCACAGCGGCACCUCAGCGGAUGGGCCAUGCGGAACACCAACAACCAUAACUGUCAGAUUCUCAAAAAGUCCUGUCUGGGAGUUGUAGUGUGUGGCCGAAACUGCACGCUGUCUGAUGGAAGCAAACUCCAGCUCCGACCGGCUAUCUGCGACAAAGCACGACAAAAACAGCAAAGUGGUUGUUCUCCAGAGAAGCUGUGCCCCAGUUGUAACUCUGCCCUGGAGUUGAUGCCCUGCCGAGGACACAGCGGUUACCCCGUCACCAACUUCUGGAGAAUAGAUGGGAAAGCUAUAUUCUUCCAGGCUAAGGGGGUACAUGAUCACCCCAGACCAGAGAGUAAAUCGGAAACAGAGGCACGGAGGAGUGCAGUGAAACGAAGGAUGUCCUCGCCACACUUUUCCCAGAAGAGGAGGCUUGUGGAGCCAGAUGCUGGGAGAUACCAUGAUUUGGCUGCUCCUUUCCCCAACCUGCAUCAACUGUCCUGCAUGGAGGGCCCUGACCGCUUCAGCAUCAUCGCUGAGUCCAACUUUCCCAUACAGACCCAGCACUACCCAACCUUCCAGAACCCUGAGCCCUACAAGUUUGCCUACGACACACACAGUGCCUUGGGCGAGUCCCCGUCCACGCUCCAGAAGCCGGCCAACCAUCGCCUGUACAUGCCCCGUCCUCCAUGUGGCUACGACUUUGCUGUGCCUGGCUAUUUAGGCUCCGGCUCCUACACAACCCUCUAUAAGGACCCCAGUAGCCCCCAGACGGAGUCCCCUGAUCCUGGGAAGGGGGCCUCGGGCCUGGGUACCAGCACCGCCACACCCCACACCACUGGGACCCUCUCAGGGCAUGACCGCACCAGCUACGAUACGCCCAGCAAGCACCACGGCUGGAAGCAAAUCCUGGGGAAAGGAGCAUACGGGGAGCGGGGUGAAUAUGGACAGCUGCCUGGCAAUGCCAACCACCACUAUUACAACAGUGAGUACCCGUGUAGAUAUCCGGGCCAGGCGCCGGCCACGCCCGCCGCCCUUCAGACCAUCAUCACCACGACCACCAAGGUGUCCUACCAGCCCUGCCCCAAGCCCUCAGUGGUGAAGUACGGCGACAACAUCUACGACGUCAAGGGCCUGCCCAACUGCAGUUCCCUGCUGGAGGACAGCUCGCCAAACUCGUACUCGGAUCUCAAGAUUCCGGAAGAUUCCGGGGUCAUCAAGUCGGCACUUUCGUACCAGCCGGAAACCCUGCCGGCCAAAAUCGAGAGGGCCGAGAACUUUGACACUUACCGAUAUGGCAACUAUGCGUCAAAUAGCUACCCCGAGAGGGUUUCCCAUCCGUUCCGAUAUGACGGAGGAGAGUACUGAUGGACAAGGAAGCCACUGAAACAAAGACUUUGAUGUCAUAGCUGUGCACUGUAUUCAAAUGAUCAGAAAGAACACUUGAAACAGACUUUUUGUGCCACUUUUUAUCAGGUUUGUAAAUAUCUAUUGUUAUUUAUACAUUGGAGGUGUUGGAGUGCAUUUGAACUGCCAGUGAUGACUCUAUGUUGAAUCCAUACUCAUUUAGGAUGCUCCCAACAUUUCCCAAUUUGCAUUUGAUGCGUAAGGAAAAUACGCAAAUUAGUUAUUUUGCCUUUGGAUUAAUAAAAAAAUAUUCUUGUGUUUUUAGAAUAUUAAUAUGUAUUCUUGAGGUAUUUUGUCUGUGUUACAUGAUAUUCCUGAAGUAAAUGUUCUUUAUAAAGCCAGCAAAAUAUCAGGAAAAUCCUCUUGGUAUCAGUGCAACUGUAAAUGCAGUUUCAGAACAUUAUUAUGUGACAUUAAAAAUCACUGAGCUCCCACCCUA
Molecule: messenger RNA, 2318 nt
Organism: Esox lucius (northern pike)
Lineage: Eukaryota; Metazoa; Chordata; Actinopteri; Esociformes; Esocidae
Gene: gcm2
Product: glial cells missing transcription factor 2
Exons: 5
Coding region: 317-1840 (507 amino acids)
Biological process (GO): regulation of transcription by RNA polymerase II; gliogenesis
Cellular component (GO): nucleus
Molecular function (GO): RNA polymerase II cis-regulatory region sequence-specific DNA binding; DNA-binding transcription activator activity, RNA polymerase II-specific
Source: RefSeq, a predicted model, not a curated record